CAAAAUUAUGGGAUUGACCAAAGUUUCUUUUCUUCUUUCCUGUGAUAUAGGGAAACUCAAUAGUGUUUGUUGUCAAGGCAAAUAAAGAAAUGGAAUUCAAAAGAAAAUUUAUGGUACUAGAUGGAAGAUGAAAUGUUAGUUGGCAUGGAUUCAUGUUUGACAACCCCAUGGGGUAACCUCUCUUUGAGAUUAUGAUGGAGUUAAUGCAUAUUUGGAUAUUAAGACUGGUUGUGGCAUGUGCUCUUUGUCUGCAUAUAUCUAUCAGAUCAGCUUAUGCAACUGAAGGGUUUGAGAGUAUAGCUUGCUGUGCUGAUUCAACUUACACAGAUCCUCGGACCACCUUAAAUUAUACAACAGAUUACAGGUGGUUCUCUGAUAAAGGAAGUUGCAGACGAAGAACUGGAAUUGCGUUAAAUCAAAGAAGCAAUGAAAACUUUCGACUGUUCGAUAUAGAUGAGGGAAAAAUAUGUUACAAUUUGCCAACAAUUAAGGAUGGAGUAUAUCUGAUAAGGGGCACAUUUCCAUUCGACCAUGUAAAUUCUUUCUUUAAUGUUGCAAUCGGUGUAACACAAUUAGGUGAAGUGAGAUCAUCCAGGCUCCAGGACUUGGAAAUUGAGGGAGUUUUCAGAGCUACCAAAAACUACAUAGACUUCUGCUUAGUGAAGGGAGAUACUAAUCCAUUUAUUUCUCAGCUUGAAUUAAGGCCAUUACCUGAAGAGUACCUAAGUGAUUUGCCUGCCAGUAUUUUCAAACUGAUAAACAGAAAUGAUCUUCAGGGCACGAAAGAUGAAAUCAGGUUUCCAACUGACCAAAGUGAUAGAAUCUGGAAAGCAACUUCAGGUCCAUCAUCUGCUCUUCUAUUGUCUUCCAGUGUCAGUAAUUUUGACCUCAAAUCUAAUGUGACACCACCACUACAAGUCCUACAAACAGCUCUUACCCACCCUGAGCGAUUGGAGUUCAUCCACAAUGACCUUGACACUGAGGAUUAUGGAUAUCGUGUGUUUCUCUAUUUCCUUGAAUUAAAUAGUACUGUCAAAGCAGGCCAAAGGGUGUUUGACAUCUAUUUUAACCGUGAGAUUAAAAAGGAAAGAUUUGAUGUAUUGGCUGGAGGGUCCAACUACACAUAUACUGUCUUGAACGUUUCAGCAACUGGAUCACUUAAUGUAACCUUGGUCAAGUCAUCUGGCUCUGAGUUUGGACCCCUUUUGAAUGCUUAUGAGAUCUUUCAGGUGCGAUCAUGGAUUGAAGAGACCAACCAAAUAGAAGUGGAAAUGAUUCAAAAGAUGAGAGAUGAAUUGCUGUUGCAAAACCAAGACAAUAAAGCACUGGAGAGUUGGACUGGAGACCCUUGUACUCUUUUUCCCUGGCAAGGAGUAGCAUGUGAUGGUUCAAAUAGUUCAUCUGUUAUCACUAAGCUGGACCUUUCCUCAAGUAAUCUCAAAGGACCAAUACCUUCCAGUGUGACAGAGAUGACCAACUUAAAAAUACUGAACCUGAGCCAUAACAGUUUCGAUGGUUACGUCCCCUCAUUUCCACUGUCCUCCUUGUUGAUAUCAAUGGAUCUGAGCUACAAUGAUCUUGUGGGAUCGCUUCCAGAAUCAAUUGUCUCACUGCCACAUUUAAAAUCAUUGUAUUUUGGCUGCAACCAAAUGAGCGAAGAGGAUCCUGCAAAUUUGAAUAGUUCACUAAUCAAUACUGAUUAUGGAAGAUGCAAAGCAAAGCAACCUAGAUUUGGACAAGUAUUGGUUAUUGGAGCUAUUACAGGUGGAUCACUUUUGAUUACCUUGGCUGUCGGAAUCCUUUUUGUUUGCCGGUAUAGACAAAAGUUGAUCCCAUGGGAAGGAUCAAGUGGAAAGAGCUACCCAAUGGCAACAAAUGUAAUAUUCUCUUUGCCAAGUAAAGAUGAUUUCUUCAUAAAGUCCGUAUCAAUUGAAACAUUCACUUUGGAAGAUAUAGAGGUGGCAACAGAGAAUUACAAAACUUUGAUAGGUGAAGGAGGGUUUGGCUCUGUUUACCGGGGCACUCUAGCUGAUGGUCAAGAAGUGGCAGUGAAAGUCCGGUCAGCCACAUCAACACAGGGAACUCGAGAAUUUGAUAAUGAGCUGAACCUACUUUCUGCAAUACAGCAUGAGAACCUUGUGCCUCUUCUUGGUUACUGUAAUGAAAAUGAUCAACAAAUUCUAGUAUAUCCUUUCAUGUCUAAUGGUUCUUUGCAAGAUAGACUAUAUGGGGAACCUGCGAAGAGAAAAAUAUUAGACUGGCCAACUAGACUCUCUAUUGCUCUUGGUGCAGCUCGAGGUUUGGCAUAUCUUCACACAUUUCCAGGACGUUCAGUAAUACACAGGGAUGUAAAGUCAAGCAAUAUACUUCUGGAUCAUAGCAUGUGUGCUAAGGUGGCCGAUUUUGGUUUCUCAAAAUAUGCUCCUCAAGAAGGAGACAGUAAUGUUUCCCUUGAAGUAAGAGGAACUGCAGGGUAUUUGGAUCCUGAGUACUACAAAACCCAACAAUUAUCUGAAAAGAGUGAUGUCUUCAGCUUUGGCGUGGUUUUACUUGAAAUUGUGAGUGGUAGGGAACCUCUCAACAUAAAGAGACCACGGAAUGAGUGGAGCUUGGUUGAAUGGGCUAAACCAUAUAUAAGAGCAUCAAAGAUGGAUGAAAUUGUGGAUCCUGGCAUCAAGGGAGGAUACCAUGCAGAGGCAAUGUGGAGAGUUGUGGAAGUAGCAUUGCAAUGUCUUGAACCCUUCUCAGCAUAUAGACCAUGCAUGGUUGACAUUGUACGUGAGUUAGAAGAUGCUCUUAUUAUAGAAAACAAUGCAUCAGAAUACAUGAAGUCCAUAGAUAGCCUUGGAGGAUCCAACCGCUACUCUAUUGUCAUAGAGAAAAGGGUGUUGCCCUCAACUUCAUCAACAGCAGAAUCAACCAUCACAACCCAAGCCUUGUCCCACCCACAGCCGAGAUAG
This is a messenger RNA of Abrus precatorius (Indian licorice), 2960 nucleotides long. Its product is annotated as nodulation receptor kinase-like. Bases 192 to 2960 code for a protein of 922 amino acids. Lineage: Eukaryota; Viridiplantae; Streptophyta; Magnoliopsida; Fabales; Fabaceae. Gene Ontology annotation, biological process: protein phosphorylation. The record is from RefSeq and is a predicted model, not a curated record. Gene Ontology annotation, molecular function: protein binding; ATP binding; protein kinase activity. The transcript has 15 exons.